Sabethes cyaneus is the source of this 1494-nucleotide messenger RNA. Its product is annotated as probable cytochrome P450 6a14. The transcript is spliced from 2 exons. NCBI's taxonomy places the organism in Eukaryota, Metazoa, Arthropoda, Insecta, Diptera, Culicidae. The record is from RefSeq and is a predicted model, not a curated record. The coding region runs from base 1 to 1494 and encodes 497 amino acids. Gene Ontology annotation, molecular function: monooxygenase activity; oxidoreductase activity, acting on paired donors, with incorporation or reduction of molecular oxygen; iron ion binding.
AUGGAAGUUUUGGACGGAAUCAUCGCUGCGGUGAUGAUCUUGCUCAUCAUCUAUUGGUAUCUGAACAAAAAGCACUCCUACUGGGCCGAUCGGAAGGUACCUUACCUAAAACCGGAAUUUUUCUACGGCAACAGCCGCACCUUGCAAAGGACAGAAUCGGCUGCAGACUUGUUUCAACGGAUCUAUCGGCAGCUGAAGGGUUUGGGCCCGUUCGGUGGAAUUUUUAUGUUCACCACGCCGAUCGUCAUCGCGACCGAUUUGGAACUGUUGAAGCGUAUUUUCGUGAAAGACUUUCAGUAUUUUCAUGACCGAGGAAACUUCUGCAAUGAGAAAGACGAUCCACUGUCGGCGCACAUGUUCAAUUUGAAUGGGAACAAAUGGAAGGCACUGCGGAACAAACUUUCUCCAACGUUCACUUCCGGCAAGAUGAAAAUGAUGUUUCCGACGAUCGUGGCAGCUGGAAGGCAGUUCAACGAUUUUAUGGAAGAAAAUGUUAGAAAAGAGAGUGAGCUGGAGUUGAAAGAUCUACUGGCGCGGUUCACGACAGACGUCAUAGGAAUGUGUGCUUUCGGUAUCGAGUGCAAUUCGAUGAAGGAUCCCGAUGCACAGUUUCGCGUGAUGGGAAGGAAAAUCUUUAAACCGAGUGGCAAAGUGAAAGGAUUUCUAACGACCUCCAUGCCGGAAUUGGCAAGAAAAUUGGGAGUUACGAUUGUGAAUCCGGAAGUAUCUGACUUCUUUAUGGGAGCCGUUCGAGAAACAAUCGAUUACCGUGUGAAAAACAACAUUCACAGAAAUGAUUUUAUGGAUUUGCUGAUUCAGAUGAGAUCUCCAGAUGAGCUUAAAAGUGAUGAUGGGCUGCUUUCGUUCAACGAAAUUGCUGCUCAGGCAUUUCUAUUCUACCUAGCUGGAUUCGAGACAAGCUCGACCCUGCUGACUUGGACUCUGUACGAAUUGGCAGUAAAUCAGGAUAUUCAAGCGAAGGGUCGCCAGCACGUGCAGGAUAUACUUGGGAAGCAUGGUGAAAAUAUGACCUAUGAAUCGAUAAUGGAUAUGGAAUACCUAGAGCAAAUUCUGAACGAGGCCCUCCGAAAGUACCCUCCUGUUCCUGUACACUUCCGUAUAACUACCAAAGACUAUCAGGUUCCAAACACCAAUACAGUCAUCGAAACAGGAACUCGUCUCUUGAUCCCGGUCUAUGGAAUUCAUCGUGAUCCGGAAAUUUUCCCGAAUCCGGAGCAGUUUGAUCCGGAUCGCUUCAGCCCGGAAGAGGUGCAAAAACGCCAUCCAUACGCUUGGACACCUUUCGGAGAGGGUCCUCGUAUUUGCGUUGGUCUUCGGUUCGGUAUGAUGCAGGCUCGCAUCGGAUUGGCUUACCUGUUGAAGAAUUUUAGAUUUGCGAUCGGCGAAAAGUGCACCGUUCCGCUGCAAUAUGACGUGACCAGUUUUGUAUUGGCUCCGAAAGGUGGUCUGUGGCUUAAAGUAGAAAAAAUUUGA